Messenger RNA from Capra hircus (goat), 1898 nucleotides. It is a transcript of the gene CAVIN4, whose product is annotated as muscle related coiled-coil protein. The record is from RefSeq and is a predicted model, not a curated record. Gene Ontology annotation, biological process: regulation of gene expression. NCBI's taxonomy places the organism in Eukaryota, Metazoa, Chordata, Mammalia, Artiodactyla, Bovidae. The transcript has 2 exons. Bases 428 to 1492 code for a protein of 354 amino acids. Gene Ontology annotation, cellular component: cytoplasm; caveola.
CAGAUUUCUGUUCAAAAUUCCCAGUUGCUUUUUAUAAAUAAUGUUUAAAAUUGUCUAAAGGCAAAAGGCUUCACCUAUCACUUAAAGUUUGCUUGUUUAGUUAUUUGGCUUCUAGGCUUAAUAUUAGUAACACAGUGGCUUUAGGGAACUUUUCUUUUUAAAAAGCUUCCCUCUUCUACCCACACAGUCUUAUUUGAGCCCCUUAGUCAGUCAGUAAGCAUGUUUGGAACAGCACCCAGUGCUUUGCGAGGGUUCAUAUUGCAGAACAGUCAUCUAUGGGUAUUUGUAGUUACAAAUACUUGACCAGCCUCCAGGGGUGGGGCUUCCAACCCUUUAAGCAACCCUGUUGCCCGUUAUCAAGCUAACUUUUUGCUCUCGGUGCCAGAAUUGAUUGUGGUAAGACAUCUUUCACUGAGAACUAAUUAAAAUGGAGCAUAAUGGGUCAGCUUCAAAUGCUGAUAAAAUCCACCAGAAUCGCCUGUCGACUGUGACAGAAGAUGAAGACCAAGAUGCCGCUCUCACCAUUGUGACUGUGCUGGACAAAGUCGCUGCCAUCGUGGACAGCGUGCAGGCCAGCCAGAAGAGGAUAGAGGAGAGACACAGGGUGAUGGAGAACGCCAUCAAGUCCGUCCAGAUCGACCUGCUCAAGUUUUCACAGUCACACAGCAACAUGGGCUAUGUCAUUAACAAGUUGUUUGAGAAAACCCGAAAGGUCAGUGCUCACAUUAAAGACGUGAAGGCCCGGGUGGAGAAGCAGCAAACUCACGUUAAAAAAGUUGAAGCUAAGCAAGAAGAAAUAAUGAAGAAAAACAAAUUCCGUGUGGUCAUAUUCCAGGAGGAGGUUCAGUGUCCGACGUCCCUGUCUGUCGUGAAAGACAGAAGCUUGAUUGAGAGUCCAGAGGAGGAGGACGAAGUCUUUGAUACCCCAGUUGAUCUGUCUUCAGAUGAAGAAUAUUUCGUUGAAGAGAGCAGGUCUGCCAGGCUUAGAAAGUCAGGCAAGGAGCGCAUUGAUAACAUCAAAAAGGCCUUUUCCAAAGAAAACAUGCAGAAGACGCGGCAGAAUUUUGACAAGAAAGUGAACAGAAUUAGGACUAGAAUAGUGACCCCAGAGAGGAGAGAGCGGCUGAGACAGUCGGGGGAGAGACUGAGACAGUCAGGGGAGAGGUUUAAGAAAUCCAUUUCCAAUGCAGCUCCCUCAAGGGAAGCUUUUAAGAUGCGUAGCCUUCGGAAAACCAAAGACCAAGCCGUGGCUGAGGGUCCAGAAGAGGUCCGGGAGGUGGGGGUGGACAUCAUUGCCAGGGGCGAGGCUCUAGGCCCCAUCAGUGAGCGCUACCCCGAGGUGCUCAGUGAAACAGACCCCGAGGAGGCCAGUGCCCCGCAUCCUCCCCAAGAAGGCGGGGAGAUCUCGACCCCCGAGCCUCUGAAAGUUACUUUUAAACCCCAGGUGAAAGUAGAGGAUGAUGAAUCCCUUUUGCUAGAUUUAAAGCAGUAAUUAUAAAGAGGAAUUAAAUAUAUUAUAAUUGUAAGUCUCCUUAAUCACACAAUCUUAGUUUAAUUAAUAUAGUCAUUUACAUGUAUAUGCCAUAUAGGAAAACAUAAAUGAUAUGCUUGUUUCAUUUCUUAGGUUUUAAAUCUUCAAGAUAAUAAGUUAUUAAUAUACAUUUCCUUGUAACCUCCUGGGGAAUUCUUUUUUUUUUUUUCUCCCUCCCCUGGAGAACUCUUUUUUUUUCCCCUCUCCUCCCCCAGGGCUUAUUUGAUUCUAUCAGCUUCCUCUCUUAGGUCACUCUCAUGGCAGCUGUGGAUUUUUAAGUUCAUUUCUCUUGCCCAUCAAAAAAAAAAGUUUCCUAGUGAGGGCUAGUUAGGUGUUUGCUGCUGCUGCUGCUGCUAAUUCGCUUCAG